Messenger RNA from Rodentolepis nana, 549 nucleotides. The record is from the annotation of a GenBank genome assembly. Lineage: Eukaryota; Metazoa; Platyhelminthes; Cestoda; Cyclophyllidea; Hymenolepididae.
AUGCAAAACCAGAUAGAUGCCAAGGAGAGAGAAUUGAAGUCCUGCAGGCGAAGAGCUGAUGACCUAUCCUUUAAAUUGGAUGUUAUUCGUAGAUGGUGUGAGUGGCUAACUCAACCACCGGGAAGACAUGUUCCUCGGCCCAAUACCAAUCCAUACUUUGAGGCUGAGGAGUGCCGAGUUAGUGUUAGCUUUUUUCGUGCCCAUUCAAUCGCUUAUCCUCAUUUCGUGAUUAAACCGUUAACUGGGCAUAGUUCACUACUUCGUGCUCAAGUGUUCCAGCAUUCAGAUUUGAGCACAUUCUCCGGGUUCUCCCGGGGAAUCCGUGUUCACGACAUGCAGGAUUCAUCUCGGUGGAGGCGAGCAUUUGACGAGGUUUGCCGUCUGGAACAAAAGAUUGGAAGCAUACAAAAUCAGCGACGAUCACAUCCCGUAGCUGUUCGACUAAACUCCACCACAACCGCUCCCAAUGCCUCAAAAUCACCUCCUAUUCCUCCUUCCACACUACCUCUUACCACAGAUCUUCCACCUAAACCUGCAAAUGAUCGGUGA